AUGCCAUCUGAAAAGCCUUCAACACAGCCUUCUGAUGUGCCGACUACUCCCCCAAGUAAUCCACCAAGCAAAUCUCCCAGCACACCACCCAGUAGGACGCCAUCUGAGAGUCCAAGUUUGCUGCCGAGUGAAUCACCCAGCAUUCCACCCAGUGAGAUGCCAUCCAAAAAGCCGUCAACACAGCCUUCUGAUGUGCCAACUACUCCCCCAAGUAAUCCACCAAGCAAGACUCCCAGCACACCACCCAGUAGAGCGCCAUCUGAGAGUCCAAGUUUACUGCCCAGUGAAUCACCCAGCAUUCCACCCAGCACGAUGCCAUCCGAAAAGCCGUCAACACAGCCUUCUGACGUGCCAACUACCCCCCCAAGUAAUCCACCAAGCAAGACUCCCAGCACACCACCGAGUAGGACGCCAUCUGAGACUCCAAGUUUACUGCCCAGUGAAUCACCCAGUAUUCCACCCAGUAGGAUGCCAUCCGAAAAGCCCUCAACGCAGCCCUCUGAUGUGCCAACUACCCCUCCAAGUUCUCCACCAAGCAAAACUCCCAGCACACCACCCAGUAGGAUGCCAUCCGAAAAGCCCUCAACGCAGCCCUCUGAUGUGCCAACUACCCCUCCAAGUUCUCCACCAAGCAAAACUCCCAGCACACCACCCAGUACGAUGCCAUCUGAGACGCCUUCAACACAGCCAUCUGAUGUGCCCACUACCCCCCCAAGUUCUCCACCAAGCGAUCAGCCAAGCACUCCACCCAGUCUAAAACCAUCGGAGAAACCAUCAACACCACCAUCAGUCACGCCCUCAAAUACUCCUAGUUCUCCCCCAAGUGAAUCGCCGAGUUCACCACCCUCGUCGCCGCCAUCUGAGAAACCAUCAACACAGCCUUCGACACCCCCGACUACUACCCCAAGUUCUCCGCCAAGCAAAACUCCAAGCACACCACCGAGCAGAACGCCAUCUGAGACUCCAAGUUUACCACCCAGUGAAUCACCCAGUAUUCCUCCCAGUAGGAUACCAUCUGAGAAACCAUCAACACCACCAUCUGAUACCCCCUCAGUGAAACCUAGUUCGCCUCCAAGCGAUCAGCCAAGCACUCCACCCAGUCUAAAACCAUCGGAGAAACCAUCAACACCACCAUCAGUCACGCCCUCGAAUACUCCUAGUUCCCCCCCAAGUGAAUCGCCAAGUUCGCCACCCUCGUCGCCGCCAUCUGAAAAGCCUUCAACACAGCCUUCGACACCCCCGACUACUCCCCCAAGUUCUCCGCCAAGCAAAACUCCAAGCACACCACCGAGCAGAACGCCAUCUGAGACUCCAAGUUUACCACCCAGUGAAUCACCCAGUAUGCCUCCCAGUAGGAUGCCAUCUGAGAAACCAUCAACACCACCAUCUGAAGCCCCCUCUGUGAAACCCAGUUCACCUCCUAGUGACCAGCCAAGCACUCCACCAUCACCAAGACCAUCAGAGGACCCAUCAUCUCCUCCGUCCUAUGUGCCAACUGUUGCCCCCAGCUCGCCACCAAGUGAAGUUCCAAGUGAAACACCAACUGUGGACCCAAGUCCAGUUCCUUCUGAAGCCCCAUCAGUUGAACCCUCUUUACCACCUUCAUCUAGGCCAUCAGAAAUUCCUAGCAUGCCACCAAGCAAUGUGCCAAGCACACCACCCUCAGUCAUCCCCUCAGAAGAACCUUCUUCUCCACCAUCGCACAUGCCAUCAGAAAUCCCCAGUUCCCCUCCUAGUAAGAAACCAAGCACACCACCAUCACUGAGUCCCUCAGAGGUGCCAUCGUCACCACCAUCAUACUUGCCGUCAGAAUCGCCCAGUUCUCCUCCAAGCACCCUGCCAAGCAACCCGCCAUCACAGAUGCCAUCAGAAAAACCAUCCUCCCACCCUCAGUUGCACCAUCCCAUCCCACCCUGACCCAUCA
This is a messenger RNA of Seminavis robusta, 1924 nucleotides long. Lineage: Eukaryota; Bacillariophyta; Bacillariophyceae; Naviculales; Naviculaceae. The record is from the annotation of a GenBank genome assembly.